CGAGCCCUGGUUCAUCACGAAGAAUCUCAUACUGUUCUUUGUUUGCUUAUUCGUAGGCCUUAAAUUUAGCACCAAGAUGGCAAGUUUCAACUGUUUCAUCUUAGCUCUCCUCAUUGCUUUCUCUUUUCCAGGCGGCGAGGCAGCUCGUCAUCUUCUGCAAUUGCCCCCUUUACCUGCCGUGCCGAAUUUGCCUAAACCAACAUUGCCACCAAUGCCUUCUAUACCAACACUGGCACAGCCCCCCUUGCCAACUUUGCCCACCACACAACCUUCACUGCCUAAACCCACUCUGCCUCCACUUCCCAGCCUCCCAACAACGCCUAGUCUCCCCAAGGUGACCUUGCCUCCACUUCCAAGCAUGCCCUCAAAUAUUCCCACUAUCCCUAUCCCAACUACAGUUCCCACUAUCCCUAUCCCAACUACAAUCCCCUCUAUUCCAUUCCUCUCCCCACCACCAGCUGGAAACUAGUUUCAUUUUGAGUUUGAUUAUCGAGUUAAUCGUCAUGUCGAAGAUAUCUUUUGAGUGCUUGGUUCUUAUACUUGUCUAUGGAGUAGUGUGAAGAAUUGUGUUGUUUGUUUACUUUCAUUUGAGCAUUGUGGAUUCCAUUUGUCUCCUUGUAUCAUAUAUAUGAACUUUCACAUUUAAUUACUA
Messenger RNA from Populus trichocarpa (black cottonwood), 652 nucleotides. RefSeq names its product protein PELPK1. Bases 77 to 469 code for a protein of 130 amino acids. The transcript has 2 exons. NCBI's taxonomy places the organism in Eukaryota, Viridiplantae, Streptophyta, Magnoliopsida, Malpighiales, Salicaceae. The record is from RefSeq and is a predicted model, not a curated record.